AUUUCCCUUAACUCCCAACUUUUCUAAGGAUUGCCUUUGCCUGUGCAAUCCCGUAUUUACCCUUGUUUUUGGUAUUGUGAAUUAUUCUUACUCUGCCCUUUACAGUAAAUGAUAGGAAGUGAUACAAAGAAUUCUUAAACAAGGAAGCAGAAAACAAGGAAGACCCAGAUCUUCACAGAAAAGACAACAGACUGUUUAUUUUUAUAGAUGCUAUACACUUCUCUAUGGCUCAAGUAUUAAUUAUCAGUCUGCUUGUUUUCCUUGUUGAUGCCCUGCUUGCGACCAAUGUUCUUGCUGCUUUUCUCCACGGAAGUGACACAAAUAUCGAGGCCCAACUUGCGACCUCUGCUGGCUUGCUAACCAAUAUAAUACCCUUGAUCAGCGCUGCCACCUUCGGAGGGAAACUGCAAGCGACUACUGUCUCAGUUGCUUUGAGUACUACCACUAAUCCUACUCCUUCUUACCACGUGAGCAUUUCGCCCCACCGGGAGGAUCACGUCAAUUAUUUUCAGGGCCACAGGCUACAAAAGCUAAGCCCUUCUUGUUUGUGCUUGGGUUAUACUGGUAAGCAGUCCACCCGGACAAUUAAUAGAUGGAUAUGUUGUCGCAAACCUUCCGCUACGCGGGGUCGAAAGACAAAACAGGGCUAUAAGCCCUUCUAAUGCUUGUAGUAUCUGCAGAGGCAUUUUAAGAAUAUUAUUUUGCUUGGUUAGAUACACCUCGGAUUUUCUGAUGGGUAGGUGGCUGAUUUCAGCUCUACUUAACGUAUGUCUGGCUCCGUCAAGGUCUUGACUUUUCUGGUACCAGCGGUGGUUUCCGUGACUUGUUAAGGAUAUCUGGACAGCUGCGAUCUUAGUUAAGUAGCUUUUAUGGCAACGAAAGCUUGGAGGGAUCUUGCUACAGCUCUACGCACGCAUGGUAUCUAACGUCGACGUGGUCGUUGGCUGAGUGCGAUAUUGAGGCCCUCAGGUAGCCGGCUCGGUGACUGCACCCGCUGUUACAGUCUAUCUUGACAGUUCGCUCAUGUGUAUUUAUGCAGCAAUAAUCCUGGUUAUCUGUAUGCAUACAAUCCGAUUUCUAGAUUCU
Messenger RNA from Aspergillus saccharolyticus JOP 1030-1, 1086 nucleotides. RefSeq lists its product as uncharacterized. Bases 225 to 662 code for a protein of 145 amino acids. The record is from RefSeq and is a predicted model, not a curated record. The transcript has a single exon. NCBI's taxonomy places the organism in Eukaryota, Fungi, Ascomycota, Eurotiomycetes, Eurotiales, Aspergillaceae.